Meloidogyne enterolobii is the source of this 229-nucleotide messenger RNA. The record is from the annotation of a GenBank genome assembly. NCBI's taxonomy places the organism in Eukaryota, Metazoa, Nematoda, Chromadorea, Rhabditida, Meloidogynidae.
AAAGGCUUCCAAAAAUUUUUUAAAAAUGAUUUUCGACCCGCGCAUGGCCGCUGCUGCUGCUUUAUUAAUGUCUUCUUCUCCACCUAAUUCUGAUAAUAAUAAUAAUAAUUCUUUUUGUGAUCAAUUAAAUGUAAAUGGACUUUUUGCUUCUAAUACAACUGGUCAGAAAUUAAUUUUAUCGCCGCCGCUUUCAAUUAAAUCAGAAAAUGCAAAUAAUACUAAUAGGUAG